This is a messenger RNA of Paramuricea clavata, 771 nucleotides long. The record is from the annotation of a GenBank genome assembly. NCBI's taxonomy places the organism in Eukaryota, Metazoa, Cnidaria, Anthozoa, Malacalcyonacea, Plexauridae.
AUGUGCAAUCAGCAUCAUGAUGAAAGCACUAGUGCAUCAAGCACAACUGUGUCUGAGACAAUACCGGCAACAGAGACACCUGCAUCAUCUAAUGAUCCUUCCGAUCCCCAUUCGUGUGAUUUAGGAUUGUGGCCUGAUAACAUUUCGAACAGUAUGAGAGAAUACUGGGCAACGAAAGGAAGUAGUGACUGCAGUAAUUCGGACGCAGAUUUUAGUGCUACGUCUACACUACUCGAAGGAGAUAAAUACAAGCGACAGUGCCAGAAAAGUAUGUUCACGUAUACGCACCAACUCACGAAGGAGCAACAUCUUCGCACUUGGCUCUGUUACUCACCAUCCCAACAUGCACUGUACUGUUUUGCAUGCAAACUGAUGACAGAUGUCUUCGUUUUUGGAAAGCAGGGAUGCACUGACUGGAAACACGCUUCUCAACAAAUUUCACGCCAUGAGAGAAGUUCAAAUCACCGACAAGCCAUGGUUCAGCUACUACAACGCAGUGAUGCAAAUUCUCGUGUUGAUGCAGAACUAGUCAAACAGACGAAGACAGAGCGCGAGUAUUGGUGCUCAGUCCUAGAGCAGGCGGUCGAAACUAUUUGCUUACUGGGCGAGCGUGGCUUAGCAUUUCGUGGCUCAGAUGAAGUUGUCGGUUCAGCCAAAAACGGAAACUACUUGGGCGUAUGGGAACUGGUGGCGAAGUUCAAUCCCUUUCUUGUGCAGCAUAUUAAGUUACACGCAAACAAGGGAACGGGGUCACACAUCGUAUCUGUCUAA